Morone saxatilis (striped sea-bass) is the source of this 11404-nucleotide messenger RNA. It is a transcript of the gene kif21b, whose product is annotated as kinesin family member 21B. The record is from RefSeq and is a predicted model, not a curated record. NCBI's taxonomy places the organism in Eukaryota, Metazoa, Chordata, Actinopteri, Moronidae. Gene Ontology annotation, molecular function: microtubule motor activity; ATP binding; microtubule binding. The transcript is spliced from 34 exons. Bases 261 to 5324 code for a protein of 1687 amino acids. Gene Ontology annotation, biological process: mitotic spindle organization; microtubule-based movement.
AGAGAGAGAGAGAAAGCGGGUUGAACUCUGCAAUGUGCACCAGCGACACAGAAAUGACUGCCACAGCAGCGGAGGAGAAGAAGCAGACAGGAGGAGUCCCGAUGAGGCAGCUCACCGCCGGCAGGUCUUGACGGCUGCUCCCCCUGACCUGAAACAUCCCGCACCGCCGCAGCACCGCACGGUUUACACACACUAAAAAAAAAAAAAAACCAACAUAGCCGAAAUAAUCCACAUCCCGUCGGCGAACAUUGAAAGCGACAAUGGCGAGCCUGGGCGACUGCUGUGUGAAGGUUGCGUUGAGGAUUCGUCCUCAGAUGGCAAAGGAGAAGAUAGAGGGAUGCCAUGUGUGCACGCUGGUCACACCUGGAGAACCGCAAGUCCUCCUGGGAAAGGACAAGGCUUUUACCUAUGACUUUGUGUUUGACAUUAACUCAGAGCAGCAGAACAUCUAUCAGUCCUGUGUGUACAAGCUCAUCGAGGGCUGCUUUGAGGGCUACAACGCCACCGUGUUCGCUUAUGGUCAGACGGGUUCGGGGAAGACCUACACCAUGGGGACGGGCUUCGAUGUGAGCCUAAGCCAGCAGGAGCAGGGCAUCAUCCCGCGCGCUGUUCACCACCUGUUUGAGGGAAUACAGAACAGGAGGGUGCGCGCCCAAGAGUCCGGCAGCCAGCCACCAGAGUUUAAAGUCACCGCCCAGUUCCUAGAGUUGUACAACGAAGAGAUCCUGGACUUGUUUGAUGGAUCCAGAGAUCUAGAGAGUCGCAGCAGGAAGUCCAACAUUAAGAUCCACGAGGAUGCCAGCGGCAGCAUCUACACCACUGGAGUCACCUCCAGGCUGGUGCACUCAGAGGAGGAGAUGCUGCAGUGUCUGAAGCUCGGUGCUCUGUCCCGCACCACAGCCAGCACCCAGAUGAAUGCCCAAAGCUCCCGCUCGCAUGCCAUCUUCACCAUCCACCUCUGUCAGAUGAGAGUGUGCCAGCAGCCACAAAUGAAUGGAGGAGCAGAGAACGGAGGAGGAGAGAACGGGGAGCUAAACGGUGUGGACUCCAGCCCCAUUGCCCAGCCAGAAUUCGAGACGCUGAUGGCCAAGUUCCACUUUGUGGACCUGGCUGGCUCUGAGAGGCUUAAACGCACAGGAGCGACCGGAGAGAGAGCCCGCGAGGGAAUCUCUAUCAACUGUGGACUGCUGGCUCUAGGAAAUGUGAUCAGUGCUUUAGGAGACCAGGCUAAGAAGGGAGGGCACGUCCCUUACAGAGACUCCAAACUCACUCGUCUGCUACAGGACUCACUGGGAGGCAACAGUCGCACAGUGAUGAUCGCCUGCAUCAGUCCGUCAGACCGGGACUUCAUGGAGACGCUGAACACACUGAAGUAUGCCAACCGUGCCCGAAACAUCAAAAACAAGGUGGUGGUGAACCAAGAUAAGACCAGCCAGCAGAUCAGCGCCAUGCGUGCUGAAAUAGCCCGGCUUCAGAUGGAACUGAUGGAGUACAAGGCGGGGAAGCGUGUGGCAUGUGAGGAAGGUUCAGAGGGCUACAGCGACCUGUAUCAGGAGAACGCCAUGCUGCAGAGAGAAAACGACACACUGCGACUCAGGGUAAAGGCCAUGCAGGAGACCAUUGACCACCUCAACACCCGUGUAACACAUCUGCUGGCCAAUGAGGUCAGCACUCUGCUGACCAAGUCAAGUGAGGGUAAUGAGGAGAUCGGAACUUUAAUCCAGAACUACAUCCGAGAGGUUGAAGAACUUAGAACUAAGCUCCUUGAGAGCGAGGCCAUGAACGAGUCGCUGCGACGACAGGCAUCCCGGUUUUCCUCUCGUUCCUCGUUCCCUUCCUCCACUCUCAGCCCCGCCCCCGGCCACCCCCCUGGCUCCUCCCCUGCUCCAAUGUCCAUGGAGGCCGAGAUGACAGACGUGUUACGCCGGGCCAAGAUGGACAUCGAGAGGCUGAAGAAGAAGGAGAGGAGGCAGAGGAGGAUGAGUCCAGAGUUGGAGAAAGGUCUAAAGAAACGAGUGAAACUGCACAAUCAUGAGAAUGGAGAGAACGGCCAAAGUCGUGAAAACGGACAGAAUGGAGAGAUUGAUUCAGACGACAACUACACUGAGGACAUCAUGUCUCCACUGCAGGAGGAGAGUGGUUGUGAUGAAGAUGAGGGGGAGGAUGAGGAGGAGGGCAGGGAGGAGGAGGACGAGUUUGACAGUGAUGAGAGCCUGGUGGAUUCGGACUCGGACUCUGAUGAGAAAGCAAAUUUCCAGGCGGACCUGGCUGAUCUGACCUGCGAGAUCGAGAUCAAGCAGAAGCUGAUAGAUGAGCUGGAGAACAGCCAGCGGAGGUUGCUGUUGCUAAAGCUGCAGUACGAGGAGAAGCUCAUUCUUCUGCAGAACAAGAUCCGAGAUACUCAGCUGGAGAGAGACCGCGUACUGCAAAACCUCAUGUCCAUGGAAAACUACACGGAGGAGAAGGCCAACCGGGUCAAGCAGGAAUAUGAGAAACGUCUUAAGGAGAUGAACCGAGAUCUGCUGAAGCUACAGACGGCGCAGAAAGAGCAUGCGCGUCUCCUCAAAAACCAGGGCCGGUACGAACGGGAGCUGAAGAAACUCCAGUUAGAGGUCAACGAUAUGAAAAAAGCUAAGGUCACACUGAUGAAGCAGAUGAAGGAGGAGCAGCAGAGGAGGAGAAUGGUGGAGGCAAAGAGGAACCGUGAGAUCGCCCAGCUCAAGAAGGAGCAGCGACGACAAGAGUACCAGAUUCGAGCACUGGAGUCUCAGAAGCGGCAGCAGGAGCUGGUGCUGCGCCGGAAGACUCAGGAGGUGACCGCCUUGCGCCGCCUGGCCAAGCCCAUGUCAGAUCGCGUGGCCGGACGUGUGGCCCGCUGGAACCACAACCCCACAGUUACAGACUCUGGAGCUGAGUUAUCAGCCAGCACUACAGCAAGCAGCUCCGAACCUGAGACUGGGAGGAGUGUGAGCGGGCUGGUGAGACAGUGGAACAACAAAAACAAUGUGUUCGGAUACCUGGGAGAAAGUGAAGGGAGCAUGGAUGGAACCAGGGUCAUUAGCAGUAGGAAGAAGUUGCAGCGUAAGCCAGGAGGCCUUGGCAGCAGUGGAGCGGCAGGCAGAACAAGCAGUUUCUCCAAGUCCGCCCGUCAGAAGUGGCAAUCCCUCGAGCGUCGCAUUAUGGACAUUGUCAUGCAGAGAAUGACAAUUGCUAAUGUGGAAGCUGACAUGGAUCGCCUUAUCAGGAAGCGAGAGGAGCUGACGGUCCAGCAGGAAUCGCUCUCACACAAGAGGGAGGUACUAAUGGCGGACGGAGAGGGACCAGAAGCAGAGGACCGCCUCCUUCAGGAAAUUAACGAGGAGAUUGAGGUGCUGAAUGCCAAUAUAGACUACAUCAAUGACAGCCUGUCUGACUGCCAAGCCACCAUUGUACAGAUAGAAGAGACCAAGGAUGAGCUGGACUCUGUGGACACAUCUGUAGUGAUCAGCUCCUGCUCUCUGGCUGAAGCACGCAACCUGCUGGACCACUUCCUGAAGGCUUCCAUAGACAAAAGUUUACAGGUGGCUCAGAAAGAGGCUCAGAUCAGACUGCUGGAGGGUCAGCUGAGACAGACAGAUGUGAUUGGCUCAUCCCACAAUCACAUUAUCCUUGAUGCCCUGCGAGAAAAGGCAGAAUACAUACCUGAACUCCAGGCCCUCAUCCACAAUGUACAGCAGGAAAAUGGUUACGCCAGCACAGACGAGGAGCCCUCUGAGUUCAGCCAAGCUUCUGACAGCAGUGUAUCUCAAAUGAAAGAAUCCAACAGCCAAGAUGAUUUCAAGAUGAAGAUGGAGCCUCGUCUGUCAGCUCAGAUGAAGGCGGUGUCUGCGGAGUAUCUGGGUCCCAUCCUGGACCCCACAUCAGGGGGCAAGCAGCAGCACAUCACCAAGUCUCUGGCCUCGCUGACGGACAUCCAGGAGGAUGGCCUGAGCCUUGCGACAGCGAGUCUGGGGCUCAGCCUGGCCCUACGAGACCCCUACCACAGGGACAGAGCGUCCCGCACCAUCAGCCUACCUAUCAGGGGACACACCUUUCCCAGGCAGUCUCGGGGUUAUGACACUUCCCCUAUAACAAGGAGGAAAUCAUACGACCGUGCGUACAGGCCCACUGACGGCUACACUCCCCCCUCCUCCCCUCCUCUGAGGACCAGGAAUGACCGUAAUGUCUUCUCAAGGCUCACCAGCAACCAAAGCCAAGGCUCUGCUCUGGACAAGGGUGUGAUCAAUCCCAUCGGGGGUGUGAAGGGGGGGCGGACGGCGCCCCUGCAGUGUGUUUCUGUAGCCGAGGGCCAUUCGAAGCCGGUACUGUGUGUGGAUGCUACCGAUGAGCUGCUGUUUACCGGAUCUAAAGAUCGUACCUGUAAGAUGUGGAACCUGGUAACAGGUCAGGAGAUUGUAACCCUCAAAGGCCACCCAAACAACGUGGUAUCAGUCAAAUAUUGCCCUUCCUCCUGUCUGGUCUUCUCUGUCUCCACCUCCUACAUCAAGGUGUGGGACAUCCGAGACUCUGCCAAGUGUAUUCGCACACUUACUUCAUCAGGACAGGUGGUUUCAGGUGAUGCGUGUGCAGGCACCACCACCCGCACAAUAACCUUUGCACAGGGCGAGUGUCAGAUCAACCAGAUAGCCCUCAACCCGUCAGGGUCUGUGCUCUACGCUGCUGCUGGAAACACUGUUCGAAUGUGGGACCUCAACAGGAUGCAAGGGAUGGGGAAGUUGAUGGGCCACAUUGGCUCAGUCAUGUGUCUGACAGUGGGACAGUCUCUGCUGGGCAAAGACCAAGUUAUCACUGGCUCCAAAGACCAUUAUGUCAAGGUGUUCGACGUGGCAGAGGGAACUAUGGGUAAUGUAGGUCCAGCUCAUAACUUUGAGCCUCCUCAUUAUGACGGCAUCGAAUGUUUGGCUGUACAGGGAGAUGUGCUGUUCAGCGGGUCAAGAGACAACGGCAUCAAAAAAUGGGAUUUGGAGCAGCAGGAGCUCACUCAGCAAAUCCCCAACGCCCAUAAGGACUGGGUGUGUGCUCUGGCGUAUGUCCCGGGUCGACCCAUGCUGCUGAGCGCCUGUCGGGGCGGCAUGCUGAAGGUGUGGAACGUAGACAACUUCACCCCCAUAGGAGAGGUCAGAGGUCAUGACAGCCCCAUUAACGCCAUAUGUACCAACUCAAGACAGAUCUUCACUGCGUCCAGUGACUGCAGGGUGAAGUUGUGGAGCUAUGUGCCAGGCCUGACCCCGUGUCUUCCUCGACGGGUCCUGGCCAUCAAGGGCCGAGCCACCAGCCUCCCAUGAUUGCCUCUUCUCCGCUCACCAACCCUCCCUUCCUCUGCGACAAGACAGUGAAGAUCUGGUCGUCAAAGGUGUGGAGGAAGAGGUGACAACCGAAGUGGUUCCUUUGUCGGCCAUCUUGCUAAAACUUCAGCCAUUGAUCUGUGCCCUGCUGACUCCUGGCAAUGAGAUGUGACACUGAAAACACAGUUUCCAAGGCAAUGAAGGUGUUUUUUUCUUUUUUGCCAAGGUGCAAAAUGAUAAAGCAGAGGCGGAAUAUGUACUCAAAGGCAAAAAAUCUAUUUGCCUUUCAGAUUUUUUUACUGCCAAUUUGAAAGUGCCAUUUAGGUGUGAUGGACAAGAUAAACCAUAUCCUCCUGGCCAUGGAUACACCUGCUGAACAAUGUUUCCCCUGACAUGAAAACUACCACAGCCUGGUAUUAAAAGAAAAAGAAAAAGUGUCCUUCUGUUCUUUCACCAAGGUUUUAGAACCGUUGUGGAACAGUGAGAGAUGAAUUUGCUCAAAGACGUGUGUAUCAUGUAUCUAUUGUUAGAAAGUCAAGAUGGAAUUUAAAUCCCAGAGGGAUGCUAACUAACAACUGGGACCUCUGUUCCUCCGUUCAGGAUACUGAACACAUCGGAGGGUCAUACUAUGUGUUAAUCGUGGUGGAUGACCAAUAGACAAUUGCUAAUCUUGGGUUAGACAUCACUGAAAAAUUACACAAAACACCAUCCCCUUUUACUCCGGAAUCACUUUUAGUUCAAGUCGCUCUCAGUAUAUCACUGAAACUUUAUUGCGUUCCACAAGUCAUGUUCAUGUUUUUUUUUUUUUUAAAUGACUUGUACUAAUUUAUUAUUUUCCCUACCUCAGUUUUUUUGGACUUUGAUGUGAGGUGGGAGGGGACAUUUUUUACAGGUCUCUGUAUACAAACACCUGGUGCUUGACAUUUUUGAAGUCUUUUAUUUAAUGCCUGGCUCUUCAUCUAUGUGUGGAUGUGUCCUCUGUGACCCUCUGGCUAUCAGACUGUCAAGCUGCUGACCUUGCAAACAGGAAAGCACACGUCCAGUAGCACAAUCUAAGGUAGCAAUGGCCCCCUGGAGGAUUCUGGACUGGACUGUAUCAUCUGCUCUGUAAAGUGCUAACUGCAGUGAAAAUAAGAAACGCCCCUGCAGACGCACAAACACAAACAGUGCACACAUUUGUGAGUCAGGUACUCCAUUGAGGCCAAAGUGCCAGAUCAUUAUCUCGACCAUCCCUACAGUAUGUGGCCCAUACCUGCCAUUUAUCCUCUCCUCAAAUGGUAAUAGGAGCCCUAUCCAGUUUUCCCCCACCUGCUUUCAGCUCCACUCUGAUCUUUAAGGUUAGCGGCUGUGUCAGACUGACCAGCCUUACUGAAGAGUCCGUCUCUUUCCCCCGCUACUGAACUUCUCUGGGAAGCCUUUUUAAUUAGAGGUCUCGCAGCUCUACCGGCUGCUUUUUCAGGCAAGAUUACUUGGGUGAAAGUAGGUCAUAACUGAGAGGGAUUUCUUAUUAAAAUCCCAAUUUUCUUCCACCCACUAUUUGCUGCUACAUUUUAAAGGCAGGAAGAAACUUCCUGUACCCGUGCACUGAUGUACAAAUCUGUUUAUGUGGCAGAUUACGCGUGUGGGCAACACACAGACACAUAUGCACAAACUGUGGACUCACACAAACACAAGAUUUCAGUGGAUGUUUCGGUUAUCCAUCUUGCCUGAUAGGUCUUGGCAUCCCUCGCUGUGUUGAUUUAGUGUUGCUUUAAUGUAACAAAUUCAGCACUGCAGCACUCUGACACACACACACACACACACACACACUCAUAUAUGCACAUACAUACACAUUCCUACAGGCAACAGUAAUAACCCAAGUCUUAAAAAGUCAGUUCAAUUGUGUUUUUCUUCUGAAUACAGAUAAUAGCAUUCUCAUCACUCUCAGUUUUUGAACUUGGCUUUUUUGUGUCAGUCAAAAAAAGGAUAAAACCCCAAUUCAUGCCUGUCAUUAUCACAAUAUCACUGUUGAGAUUUGUUUUUCAGCUCUGAAAUGUCACUGCCUUUGUUUAAAAAAGAAUAAUUUGGUGAUUUAGUGCACUUUUCCUUAUAAAAGACCCAGAAACAUGUAGUUUAAAUAAUGAAGCUUGGAUCAUAAAACAGCAGUCAUUGGUGCUGAAGUUAGUUAGUACUUUCAAUAUACUUUCUGCAAAUUCUCGUAUAAGAAGGAGUAUGUACCGCCAACAUGAGUUCAAAACUUUCUAAAAGCAAUGAUAUGGGUUUUGGUUUAAUGUUGGGGGGGUGGUGAAUGCAAAUGUGUAGAUGGGGGUGAUGUGUUGAAGCGUUCUUGGUUUUAAUAUUUGUAAUGCUUAGAAACUCAGGUAAAGGUUGAAGGAUAUUGUUAGUAAUACGUUUAGUCAUUACUUGACCCUGUGAAUUUAGGUAGCUCUUUGAAUUGACCAAAUGCCUUGUUUGAGAGAUUUUUAUUUUAUUUUAAGAAAAAAGGUACUAUCCGUGUACCACCCCUUUUUGUAAAAGGCUCAUUUCCAUGUUUUGCUUUUGCAUUUGAUACCCUUUACUUAUUAUCUAUGUACUGUGCUUCUCUGUACAAAACGUACACAUCUUAAAUGGCAUCUUCCCAAUCUGGCCAAAGCUGAAAGUCUUGCAACUCUGAGAAGUUAUGCACUGAUUUUUGACCAUAAUUACUUGUUUAAAAAUGUAUAAAAUAUGGUAAUUGUAUAGUAGUUUGUGUAUAAAACUGGCGUGAGCGGUACAGAAUGUGGUCAGUAGGGAAGUUAACCUCCAUAGCAUAAUGGGUUAUAUACUUUGAUCUUAAGUCAGACUCCACUGGGCCCUUCACUGUACACUAUGUAUUUAUCUGUGCUAAUUAGCCAAACUGACCCUGCUCACCAGCUCUGUGGUGUGUUUUAUGUGAUAACAGUUCUAAAACAGCCUUUAUCUCCAUUUUCUUCUCCAGACUCCUACUUAUUGCUAGAGAAGAUGUUGUAGUACUGUAGCUUUAUGCACUCUCUGAGGUGCCCUGUGCUUGUACAUUUGCUGAAGAAUCCAUGAUGUUAGUUGUGCUCAUCGGUUGAUUGGACAUAUAUCAAAAUAGCAAUUCAGUAGGAAAUUCAGUCUUCCUUUUAUCUUAUUGUUAAAUACUUGAGUGGAUUUGCUAUCAAAAUCAUAGAAGGAUUUGACCAUUUGUUUGGAUUCUGGAGCAUUGACAGUCAAAAAUAUGUAACACAAAUGUUGUUGAGUGUGCUUCGCAAAAGAUGCUUGCGUGGAAGAUUUGUUAUAGCCACGCAGAAGGCCUAAAUUAUUAUCUGGCCUUGGAUCAGCCCCGCCCAAAGUUGCCCAGAGUUCUGAGUCUUGUAUUCUGCCGAUGUCAGCACCACUUCAUUACUUGAUGUGUAAAUAAGUGUGUCAUACAUAGUCGAGGUUAGCUGACUUCUUUCUCAUCAGCUGGCCUCAGAAUAAUCUCUGUAAAUUAGGAUUUACAUGCACUUUGGAUAAUGAACACUGCUGUGAAUACUCUGAACUGUUUUCCAGAUAUGUAUUAAGCCUAAUUUUAGACUUAGUUUACAAAGACCCAGAGUCCCAAACAAGGCUUAAAGCAUUGAAACUGAACUGAAAAGAACACAUCUGUUUAGGUCUACAUAAGGUUUAGAAGUUAAUGAUAUUAAUGUUUGUGCUGAUACAGUAUGUAAGAUAACAGUCAAAACAUAGAAAGACGGUUCCCAGUAUGUCCCUGUCUUUAAAGCCCCCCUUUUUUAUAGUGAUUGUUAUCUGAGAAUGCGAAUUUUCACUUUGGCAGAGCAGCAUGCACACCACUCAGGAGAGUCCAUCUCCAGCCAUAUUGCCCUAACUGUCUGCUGGCAUUCAGGCAUUUUUCUUAAUAUUACUGACCACAAACAUGUCAUAUUACUCUAUGAAGGAUAUAAUCAGAGACACAGGAUGAAAGCUUUAACCUUAAUCUAUUUCUCCUGCAACAAUCCACUGGGGGAAAUCACACCUGCUAUUAUCACACUAAUAGUAACAUGUAGUGAGUACUGUUUGAUAAAUACCCCUCUCCAAUUCCAAAUUGGUACACCAGCUGGUGGCAAUGUUCUGUAGCCAAAUGUGAAAACAGUGAAUCGCUAUUGUAGGUCCCCACAGCCCAUAUUAGAAUCUGGUUUAAAUUAUAAAGCUGUUUGACCAAAGCUAAAAAUCACUUGCUGAUACCUUGCUCGCUCUUAGCUACUACCUGUGUAAUUGAAUAUUUCGGAUUUCGGUGCACCGCAGUGACAGUACAAAAAAAAACAUUGACCAUUUGCAAAGCCCCGCCUAGUUACUGUUGCUAUUCCUGUCAAGCUUUCUCUUUUUGCACAGAACUUAUGCAGUUUACAAUUACAAGUUGUAAUUAGCAAUUCAGUUUUGAAACAGUGAGUCCUCCAUUUCACACAGAACUUAGAUUUAUGCUUUAAUGUUUGUACAUUCAAACGGUACGCCUUACUUUUACCAAAGAAAAGGAUUGAGUUAGCCACACAUUUUAUUUAUUCUGUACACCUUUACAUGUGUUUUUGGAUUUGGAAAAGCUUAAUUCUCAUCCUACUAACAUAUUUAAUAUACAAUGGCUACUGACCCAAAAAAUAAGCCAUUGUCAGAAACAACCACUAUAGCAAAAUGUUAACUUAUGAACUCAAUACAUAUUUCAAUCUAUUAAAAUUGCAUUGGUGGAAUUGGGUUAUUUUGACUGGGAUCCCCCAGGACUCCAGUACAUAUUUUAAAAAAGUACAAAUUAAAACAAACAGAAAACAACAAUAUGAAGUCAGUAGUAACACACUGAUUGACCUGUGAGACAUAACAAGUAUGCAAGUAUAGGUAGGAUGAAGGUUAAAACAAACAAACCAAACCCUUUUAUAGCUAUGAUAGUUAUGAUAGUGUGUGACAACCAGUGUUCAGGGCAGGGUUUAGCGAAUGGUCAUGUGGCUGAAAGCAAAACAUAAACCGCACCAAUUUUCCCAGGCAAAUAAAAAAAUAAAAAUGAAUCAGUAUAUAGUGGCUGUUACCUGUCUGUCUUGUAUAGAACAGAUUGGAGAGUCAAGCUGUCAGUGAGUGAAUUGUGUGAUACCACCUUUAGCAUUUCCAGCCCAGUCCAGCCCAAACACCUUAGGCCUACUAGGAAAUUAAAUCAAAGCAGUCAGUGUCUCAGCUUCAGCCUUGUGCCUCAGACAACAGGCCUUACUGCCUUAAAGAAACAGAAUGUGUAUGUGGGACAUUAACAAUCAUUAUUUUGAGGAUUGUAGAUUGUCCUACAGAUUGUUUGAGAAUUCUGUUCUAAGUCAGACGACGUCUCUGCUCACUUUAUCAGCACGGCUGAAGAGACUAUCAACUUUGCCUCAGGCUGCUGAGGGGAUGGGAUUGCAUUUAGACACAGUCAAGAGGGCUGCUGAUCAAGAGGGCACUUUACUGCUUUGCGGUGAAUAUCGCACACCAACACACGGCUUCUCUGUAGCUGCUCAACUACUUUUCCUCCAGGUGUGUGUUGUCACAUUGAGCUCACAUAUGCUAAUACAGUAUGUGGCGGUGUCUGUGAAAUAUUUACUCAUGGGACAUAAAUGCAGGGUCAAAGGUCAUUUGUGCCUUUUAUUGCACAGACUACUCCCUCUCUUAAAUGAGUGUAAAUGUGUGUACAGCUUUUUUUAUAUGACAAUGUGCAUGUGACCAAGCCAUGUAAAAUAUCUGACUGUAAAUAAUGUAAGUAAAUAUUUAAUGAAGGAUCCAAUGUUCCCUCAAGAAAAUAAAUGUUAAAAACAACUGUCCUUUGUUUCUUCUGGAGUGAUGAAUCCUAAUAACAUCUUAUUGUAUAUUGAUUUCUUUCAUUUGUGGUUUGGACCAUAAAGAAUUGUUUUCAUGAGAUUAAAUUUCUUCUGUGAUUAUCUUACAUAAAUUUGUUCUUUAACCAGAUUGUUCAGGAUUUUUAUAGUAUUUACCCAUCUGUCUGCAGAUUACAACACGCCUGAUAUUAAGACCAAAGCAGCUGAGAAAUCAGAUGAUCCUUUACAGAUGGAUGAAGAGUUUAUUAAUCAUUUGGGAUAAAAAGGCAAAAAACAGGUUGU